Molecule: messenger RNA, 1053 nt
Organism: Drechmeria coniospora
Lineage: Eukaryota; Fungi; Ascomycota; Sordariomycetes; Hypocreales; Ophiocordycipitaceae
Exons: 1
Coding region: 1-1053 (350 amino acids)
Source: RefSeq, a predicted model, not a curated record
AUGACCUCUUGUGCCGAUGGUUCCUGUCAAGUCCGAGAUCUCAGUCGCGAGGAGAAACGGCAAGCGUUCAAUCAUAACGUUGACAAAGCCCAAGAGACGUGGAAGGACCUUCGCAAUGAUCUCCUACGCGUUGGGGACGAUUUCUUUGCCCAUGUGACCGACAUGACCCAAGUCGAAGGGUGUCUGCAUGACGGCUGGGAUGAGCUCAUCCAUGCAGCAAAGGUCAUACCACCCGACAGCUCUGAGCAUGACCGACUGGUUACACUCAUCGCCGAUUUACGCGAACUCGGACCAUUCGUCCGAAGAAAGAAAGAAGCCUCACCCGCUGAUGAUGACGGCAACAACGACGAGCCAGCCGUCAUGCCCAACGGUCAGCAACUGUGGACCGACCUACCCUACCUCGCAGAACAACUCCAAACGUUUUGGAUGAACGAAUCCAUGGAACUGCCUGUCGACGAGAGAAGGAGCCUUGCGGUGAUGACUGCCAAGCUAUGCGCCUCGGGCAUCUGCUCCUACGACAUUUCCCCAUGCGCACUCUGGCUCUUCAAGGAGGCCUUGGAGACGGAUCGGCCACUGACUCGCUCGUCGUCGAUGGAUAGCAUGUCCGACGUCGAUGCUGAAAUCCUUCCCAUUGCAGAUCUUCUCCCUGCCUGCGCCGAGUGGCUGCAUUACAGCAACUGCAAGAUUGCACAAUUCUCUGCCAAUAACUGCAACCCCGUGGGCGAUGGCGAACGCCUCCUCUGUCCUGGUCCCCUUGCGGCCGAGGCCAUCGUCCCACAACAUGGCUUCAGUCUCGCGAGAUGGCUUUUCUGGAGACGUCGGCUUGGUGACCUGUAUCUCACUGGCGACGAACAGGUCGCCAAGAUGGCUAGGGUCUGUUUUGAAGCCAUGGCAACGACAGGACGGAGUAUAGGCAUCGAAAUACCCGGCGAGAGGAGGUAUUUAGAAAGAGUUUAUGACGCCUUGGAGAAGGAGGUCACGAACAGGGGCUCCACCGUCUGUGUUGCUGUUGACGAUAUCGAGAUUGACCCUGCAUGGGCAAUCGAGGAUUAG